AUUUUAUAACUUGUUGCAAUUAAUCACAGGAGUAACUAUUUGGGCCCGAUUCCCUCAAAUAAUACCGGACCUCGAAUCAUAACUUCAACACUCCACAACAGCGAACAACCUCAACCGUCUUCAAACUCCCGCCACUCAACCACCGUAAACAUGGCGGAGCAAUGCUCCAAGCGCUCUAAUCGAAUUUUCAACAAACGGAAAACAAUUCAGUAUGAAGAAGAACAAACCCUAACCCUAAAUCGAUGUACUGUUCGAAGCGAUUCUUCAGAUUAUAACCAAUUUAAACCAAUUCAAUCAUAUUCGUAUAAGCGCCAUUCGGAGUGGAAAACCACCAGGCGGCUGGAUUCUACAAAUAUGAAUGUUUUUCGUAAAUGGACUUAUUCGGAUUGCGAAUCCUCUGAUUAUAAAGAUAAGAUUGUCCUCGUAACAUACAACAUUUUAGGCGUUGAGAAUGCAUCAAAGCAUCCCCAUUUAUAUUUCAGGGUUCCAUUUAAGUACAUGAAAUGGGAGCACCGGAGGGAAGCUAUACGCAAAGAGUUAGCUCGAUAUGGUCCUAGCAUAAUUUGUUUUCAGGAAGUAGAUUGUUAUAGUGAUUUACAUGAUGCCCUCCAACAGGAUGGAUUUGAAGGUGUUUUAAAGGCUCGCACUGGCGAUGCUCAGGAUGGAUGUGCGAUAUUUUGGAAUCAUGAACGGUUUAAUCUUCUGCAUGAGGAAAGCAUUGAAUUUCAAAGCUUUGAUUUGCGUAACAAUGUUGCACAAUUCUGUGUCCUGAAGAUGAAUGCUGAUUCAUUGAAUCCUAAAUCAAAGAUGUCAAAGCCAACAAGUCUGGUUGUUGGAAAUAUACACGUUCUUUUCAACCCAAAUCGAGGGGACAUCCAGCUGGGACAGAUACGUCUGUUUCUGGAUAGGGCCCACAGAUUAUCUGAAGAAUGGGGUGGGAUCCCUGUUGUGCUUGGUGGUGAUUUUAAUAGUGUCCCUCAGAGUGCUGCGUAUCAGUAUAUAUCCUCCGCAAAGUUGGAUCUUUUACAACAAGACAGAAAACGUGUAUCUGGGCAGAUUCAGAUGCCAUCCUGUCACUCUUUUUCACCUAAGGGGCCAUUCAGGAAUGGGAGGCAAAAGCCAUCGAUAUGUAGAUGGACUGAUGAAGAAUUAAAAUUUGCUACUGGGAGUGAGGAAGUCACUUGUCUGCAGCAUAGCCUAAAACUCCGCAGUGCAUAUCAUGGUGUUCCUGGGAGUGUCACAACAAGAGAUAAUAUUGGAGAACCUUUGGCAACAUCAUUUCAUUGUAAUUUCAUGGGAACUGUUGAUUACAUAUGGCACAGUGACCAACUUGUUCCUGUCAGGGUCCUUGAAACCCUGCCUAUAAAUGCAUUGGAAAAAUUGGGAGGGCUUCCGAGUAAGAUUUGGGGCAGCGAUCACCUGGCGUUGGUGUGUGAAUUUGCUUUUGAAGUUUAAAAGGGGUAGCAACUGCUGUCACACUUCUUCAUUGGAAUAGUUGCUAGCACUGGACAUAAAGUGUCAUAUAGGGCGUAUAGGAAAUGAUCAGCCUAACAUUGAAAUUUAUGUGGUAAUGGCCAUGAAAUUCUUAAGCAAUGGUCUCAGGAUCCGUAUGAACUGUCGGUUGACUAUGAAUCAAAUGUCCCUUUGGGAAUGUUAAGCGCCCGAGAAACUAAGCAGUUAAGUUGACUGAAGAAAUAGAAGAGUAUGAAAAUGGGGAUCAAAUCAUGAGGGAUGGGCAUAUCUGAGUCAAUAGCAGCUAGCACAGGCAGAUCAAGACUUGAAGGACAAAUAAUUUAUAUCAAAAGUUGUGUAAAUGGGGUUUUUGAAUGAUAGUUCAUGUUAGUCAAUGCUAGUCAAUCUCAAAUCCUUUUGGGAUUAAGGCUUUUUUUUUCCUGAUUAAAAAAUUUAAGUAAAAUAAAAUAGAAAGAUCAUGUAUUCUAGAAUAUAAAUCCUCUCUCCACAUUAUACCUCUUUUCUAAAUUAUUAGAUAACUUUUCCUAGUUAUAUAUGAAUAGUGUUUGUUCACUUUACGUUUUGUAGCUUAGUUAUUGUAAACACACGACUUAUCUCUAUUAUAUAGGGCAAAACAUGGUGUGCAUUGUUCGCAUAUUUGAUUUUUUUAUAUAUUGGUGCAAAAAGUUCAAGUA
Molecule: messenger RNA, 2147 nt
Organism: Chenopodium quinoa (quinoa)
Lineage: Eukaryota; Viridiplantae; Streptophyta; Magnoliopsida; Caryophyllales; Amaranthaceae
Product: carbon catabolite repressor protein 4 homolog 5-like
Exons: 14
Coding region: 151-1455 (434 amino acids)
Molecular function (GO): 3'-5'-RNA exonuclease activity
Source: RefSeq, a predicted model, not a curated record